Messenger RNA from Schistosoma intercalatum, 982 nucleotides. The record is from the annotation of a GenBank genome assembly. Lineage: Eukaryota; Metazoa; Platyhelminthes; Trematoda; Strigeidida; Schistosomatidae.
GUGAUAUUUGGCGACUUGAGUUUCUCAUUGUCAUUUGUAAGUGUUUAUUGUUCGAUCUAAUUUGUUUUUCUACCUGAAGUGUGUAUGUUUGUGUUUUUUAAAACUGGUUCAUAAUAAAGACGGACUACCUGAAUUCACCACAUCCAUGUGUAUUUACCAGUUCAACUACUUCUGUGAAACCGGUUAUGUAGGGUGUACAAUUCGGCAAGUCCGUUAUCGUAUUGCAGAGCACGGUACGUGUUGGUUGAGCAAAGGACAGAUAACAAUGGUUAAGAGUUCUAUUCCCGCUGACUUUGUGGACACAUGUCAUCAAGUUAACUUGAAUAAAACUUUUAAGGUUGUUUACUAUAUUCCAUCAAAUUUACCACAUGGUUUACGAGUUCGUCUGUUGCAUAUCACUGAAGCCAUCGGAAUCCAUAUUCAUAAAUCAAACCUUUACAUCCGAAAGAGAUUUGUACAACCAUUCUCACCACUUUGUCCAUCGGUAUAGGAGUGAAUUUGUAGCUGAACUUUUUUGUAACCCUUUCCCUCAAAAAUAUUUGAACUAUUUUCCACGUUUAUAUUUUUACAUAUUCUCAACAAUCGUCUCUAGAUUCUUACAUAACUACAAUGAUACUGACCUUUCAUCAAAAUAUUCUGUUAGUCCCUUCUUUUUGUAUAUUGUGCAUUGCAGUACCUGUUCAAAUUUCCGAUUGGUUACUUUGAUUACUAUGAUCCCCUUCCUUUCAAUUACUCAAUAUUAUUUUAUAAUUAAUGUGUCAUUAUACAAUUAUUCUGUAACAUAACUACUCAACGAGUACUAUUUCAUUAUUGUAAGUGAUAUAUAUUAGUGUAGAGCCAUGAUGAGAAUCUAAUUAAAAAGAAAUUUCUUCGUUUGAUCAACUGAUUUUUUUUAAUCCGAUGUUUUGAAUCACGCUAGUUGCUGUGUAUUGUGAUGUGUGUGAGGUGUUUGAUGACAGAUUUGAUCGAUAGAGGUUUGUGU